This is a messenger RNA of Teleopsis dalmanni, 1766 nucleotides long. RefSeq names its product T-box transcription factor TBX5-like. Gene Ontology annotation, biological process: regulation of transcription by RNA polymerase II; heart development; positive regulation of DNA-templated transcription. The coding region runs from base 354 to 1766 and encodes 470 amino acids. The transcript is spliced from 7 exons. The record is from RefSeq and is a predicted model, not a curated record. Gene Ontology annotation, molecular function: RNA polymerase II cis-regulatory region sequence-specific DNA binding; DNA-binding transcription factor activity, RNA polymerase II-specific. Gene Ontology annotation, cellular component: nucleus. NCBI's taxonomy places the organism in Eukaryota, Metazoa, Arthropoda, Insecta, Diptera, Diopsidae.
UUACAGGAAAUGGAGCGGUCAUAGCUGAAAUUACUGCAGAGGAGUAAAAACCUUUUCCUUGUAAAUUGCAUGUCCAAACUACAUAAGGAAACCGAAAAUUGCAAUUUAAGCACUUCGAUCGUGCUGUGUCACAGUAGCAGCAGCAGCAGCUGAAGACAGUGAGAAUGGUCGGGCGAGUGGAGCGGGGCUGGGCUGGCCAAAUCGACACAGCAACCAAAUAUCCAAGAAACAUUAAACCGAAAGUGUAGCUACAGUAGCCGUUAAAGUAGAAAUCGAAUAGAGGAAAUAUACUUGGGGCAAUAUGUCAACACAAAAGCUGUCAGCGAUUUCAUUAAUUCGAACAAAAGCGUCGAAUGAAUGUGAAAAAUAGUGAAAAAGCGUACUUAAUACAAGAAUGCACGACAGACUCAGAGGAGCUAAUGUAUCAUCAAGUGCGCGCCUCAUCCUCGUGCAGUGCACCACCUGAUUUAUUGCUUGUUAGCGAUCGCGAAAAUAAUAUACCGCUUAGAUCGCCUGUUGUUAACAUAAUAACAACAUCGACUAAUGCCAGCGGUAGUUCGCAAAAACAUCAGCAACACCACCACCAGCAACUGCAGCACCAGCAACAUAUUCCGCAACAAUUACAGAAUGGUACAAAAGACACAACUAGUAAACACUUAAAGAUGAAUAGCAAAAAUAGUAGUAAACUUGUAAAUACAAACACUUCAACACCGCAACAGACAUUGCAACAACACCAACACCAACAGCAGGAUGAAGUCGAUGGACCACAACAGUCGCAGCAUCAACGUCAUUCCCAACCGCCACAUAAUAAGGAUGAACGUAUACGUUUAGAAGUAUUUUACAAUUAUUACGCCAUGCUGACUUUUACGACAUUAGCAGCAGUAGAUGGCGCUGCCGUCUGUCAUGUAAGAAUGGGUAUGACAAUAGCGACAUUUCCGCAUUCGUUACGACGAAUGUUCCCAUCUUUACGUCUCUCACUUUCAGGGCUUGAAGAGGAGGCUAACUAUUGCGUUUUACUGGAAAUGGUACCAAUUGGUGAUUGUCGUUAUAAGUUUUCGGGAUCCCAAUGGGUACCAGCGGGUGGUGCAGAACCGCAAAGUCCUCAACGUAUGUACUUACAUCCUGAUAGUCCAGCCUCUGGUGCACAUUGGCAAGCUCAGCCUAUACUUUUUAAUAAAGUUAAACUCACAAACAAUACACUGGACAAUAACGGGCACAUUGUAUUGGCGAGUAUGCACAAGUAUCAGCCACGCAUCCAUAUCAUUCGCACGGCGGAUCUAACGCAGAUACCGUGGGCACCGCAACAAGCAUUCUUAUUUCCAGAAACUGAGUUUGUAGCAGUCACUGCCUAUCAGAAUGAUCGCAUCACAAAAUUAAAAAUCGACAACAAUCCAUUUGCAAAAGGUUUUCGUGAAACUGGACAGUCGCGAUGCAAGCGUAAAAUGUCUUCAUCACCCUCCAAUGAAGAUCAUGAUAAUAAUAUGCAACAGGAAGGCCAACAACAACGACUUUUACAACAACAACAAAGUGAUCUGUCGCCGAUGAAAUCCAAUUCAACAACGAACAGUAGUGAUUCGGUUCCGUCAAUUUGUUUUGAUAAAACUGCAUUAGGAGCUUUGCCCGAAACCAACGAUUUUGAAAUUAGUCAACAAAUUAAACGCAUAAAAUCAAAUGGUUCCGCUUGCUCUACAACGUCGCAAGAAGAAAUUAACAUAAUUAGUGAUUGUAAAAAUGUACUAAACGCCUUAAAUCUGGAAAAUUGGUGA